Molecule: messenger RNA, 718 nt
Organism: Vigna radiata var. radiata (mung bean)
Lineage: Eukaryota; Viridiplantae; Streptophyta; Magnoliopsida; Fabales; Fabaceae
Product: disease resistance protein TAO1-like
Exons: 2
Coding region: 112-588 (158 amino acids)
Biological process (GO): defense response
Source: RefSeq, a predicted model, not a curated record
GAUUUCUGAAAUGUUUUUCUUUUAUACUCAUCACAGGGGACAGAAGCUAUAUUGUCCCUGAAACUUUAUUCCAGAAUUGGAGAUUGGUUUGAAGCUCGUGCUUUCGAGAAAAUGAAGAGACUAAGACUGCUACAACUUGAUGAUGUAAAACUUAUUGGAGAUUAUGGGCACAUUUUUAAACAACUGAGAUGGAUUUGUUGGCCAGGCUUUCCAUAUAAAUGCAUUCCAAAGAACUUUCAUUUGGAAAAUGUAAUUGCAAUUGAUUUCAAGCAUAGUCUUCUCCAUCUCGUCUGGCAAGGACGCGUGGUUUUAGAGCGGUUAAAAUUCCUUAAUCUUAGUCACUCCAAAUACCUGAUAGAAACACCUGACUUUUCAGGACUACCAAGUCUUGAACAACUCAUUCUAAAAGAUUGUCCAAGUUUGCUCCAGGUACACCAAUCCAUUGCUGAUCUCUCCAAUAUAGUAUUGAUAAAUUUGAAGGACUGUACAAAUCUAAUAUAUCUUCCAAGAAAGGUAUAUAAGUUGAGAUCUUUAAAAACUCUCAUCCUCUCUGGUUGUUCGAAGCUUAGGCCAUUGGAAAAGAUAUAAUGCAGGUGGAAUCCUUUUUAACUAUAAUUGCUGAGAAUAGAACACUGAAACAAACGUCCUUUUAAAAUUGUAAGCUCAAAAAUUAUCAGAUAUAAAUCCUACGUUGAAUUUGAAGGAUUAUUGGUAAAUA